AGGAAGGGGCGGGGGCUUGCGGGCCCCUGGCUGCAGGAAGGGGAGGCCGCCUGGGCGUCGGCGCUGCGCGAGGGGACGCGAUGAGCUGCGGGACGGGGCUCCGCGGGGCUCGCCCUGCAGGUGAGGAACAAAAUGUGACAGAAACAGACGCCUUCCGUAAGAGUGAAAUGUUUGAUCCGGCAGAAAAGUACAAAAUGGACCACAGGAGGAGAGGAAUUGCUUUAAUCUUCAAUCACGAGCGGUUUUUCUGGCAUUUAAUGCUGCCGGAAAGGCGGGGCACCAGCGCGGACAGAGACAAUCUCACGCGCAGGUUUUUAGAACUAGGAUUUGAAGUGAAAUGCUUUAAUGAUCUUAAAGCAGAAGAACUACUGCUCAGAAUUCAUGAGGCAUCAAUCUCUAGCCACACGGAUGCAGAUUGCUUUUUAUGUGUUUUCCUGAGUCACGGCGAAGGCAAUCACAUUUACGCGUAUGAUGCCAAAAUUGAAAUUCAGACACUGACUGGCUUGUUCAAAGGAGACAAAUGUCAGAGCCUAGUUGGAAAACCCAAGAUAUUUAUCAUUCAGGCGUGUCGGGGAGACCAGCACGACGUGCCGGUGCUGCCGCUGGACGCCGUGGAUCACGGGGCGGGGCAGCCGGAGGCCAACGUCACCCAGGUGGACGCGGCGUCGGUGCACACGCUGCCGGCCGGCGCCGACUUCCUCAUGUGCUACUCGGUUGCGGAAGGUUAUUAUUCUCAUCGGGAAACUGUGAACGGCUCAUGGUACAUUCAAGAUUUGUGUGAGAUGCUGGGAAAAUUCGGCUCCUCCUUAGAGUUCACAGAACUCCUCACCCUGGUGAACAGGAAAGUUUCUCAGCGCCGAGUGGACUUUUGCAAAGACCCAAAUGCAAUUGGAAAGAAGCAGGUUCCCUGCUUUGCCUCAAUGCUAACUAAAAAGCUGCAUUUUUUUCCCAAAAUCUAAAUGAUAGGAACUAUUUUAUGUAUCUGUGUUCAAAACAUUUUUUUUAUAUCAGUAUCACUAGGUUGAAAUUUAUGAUACAGCAAUUUAACAUGUCUUAAAGGUUUAAUGAGAACUUUAAAAAGUUCAUAUAGAUAUUAGCAUGAUGAAAGGGUUUGAUAUAUGUGAAAUGAAAUCCUCAGGGAAUUACUGUAAAAAUCCACAAGCAUUUGUUAUACUUGAUUUUUAUAGUAAAUCACAAGGUUACUCAAAAUAUCUGGCUGAUUUAACUUGUAUUUUGUGAAGUUUCUUACAAAAGUUUUAUAAUGUUUUUAAAGGUUUUUGAAACCCAA
This is a messenger RNA of Ailuropoda melanoleuca (giant panda), 1288 nucleotides long. RefSeq names its product caspase-6. Gene Ontology annotation, biological process: apoptotic process; positive regulation of neuron apoptotic process; proteolysis. Gene Ontology annotation, cellular component: cytoplasm. Gene Ontology annotation, molecular function: cysteine-type endopeptidase activity. The transcript is spliced from 7 exons. Bases 81 to 959 code for a protein of 292 amino acids. The record is from RefSeq and is a predicted model, not a curated record. Lineage: Eukaryota; Metazoa; Chordata; Mammalia; Carnivora; Ursidae.